This is a messenger RNA of Polyodon spathula (Mississippi paddlefish), 810 nucleotides long. Its product is annotated as glycine cleavage system H protein, mitochondrial-like. Lineage: Eukaryota; Metazoa; Chordata; Actinopteri; Acipenseriformes; Polyodontidae. Gene Ontology annotation, cellular component: mitochondrion; glycine cleavage complex; cytoplasm. Bases 129 to 653 code for a protein of 174 amino acids. The transcript is spliced from 5 exons. The record is from RefSeq and is a predicted model, not a curated record. Gene Ontology annotation, biological process: glycine decarboxylation via glycine cleavage system; protein lipoylation.
CUUACGUUAUUGCUUUCGUCCGCGGUGCGCGUACCCAAACCGGCUCUUCUGCUGCGCAGGGGGCGCGCAUUCGAGGUUUGGUGAGCUGCUCCACACCACAUAACGUCACAGACAGAGCUGCUGCGAAGAUGGCGAUGGGAACAGCGCUUCGAUGUGUGUAUGCAAACUUUCCUAAAACACUGUCCCUGCUGCCCCGAGCUGCACAGAGACCUGCCUACUGGCUGGCAUGGAAGCCUUGUGUUCCACGGUCCUUCGCCACCGCCUCCAGACUAUCCUCAGCUCUUAAAUUCACAGACAAGCACGAAUGGGUGCGAGUGGAGGGAGGGACCGGUAUAGUUGGCAUCAGCAAUUUUGCACAGGAAGCAUUAGGGGAUGUAGUAUACUGUGGUCUUCCAGAAGUUGGCACAAAACUAAAGAAAAUGGACGAGUUUGGCGCUUUGGAAAGUGUGAAAGCUGCCAGUGAACUGUACUCCCCACUAACUGGAGAGGUGACUGAAAUAAACACAGCGCUGGCAGACAACCCUGGACUCGUCAACAAAUCCUGCUACAAAGACGGUUGGCUUAUAAAGAUGACGCUUGAUAACCCCAGUGAGUUGGAGGAGCUGCUGGAUGAAGAUGCUUAUGAAAAGUAUAUAAAAUCCAUUGAGGACUGAGGACAAUUCAAGAGGCAGUAAUCCAGUUUCUCUCAUUAAUGACAACUAGAACUCUUCCACACUAACCCCCUCCUCCCCCUGACCAACUACAGCUGCGCACCAGUUGUAGAGUCAAUGGAAAACUGCAAAUAAAACACAAGAUUUUCUAAAUAGACAA